This is a messenger RNA of Saxophila tyrrhenica, 969 nucleotides long. RefSeq names its product Mitochondrial oxaloacetate carrier protein (gene OAC1). The transcript is spliced from 2 exons. The record is from RefSeq and is a predicted model, not a curated record. Bases 1 to 969 code for a protein of 322 amino acids. NCBI's taxonomy places the organism in Eukaryota, Fungi, Ascomycota, Dothideomycetes, Mycosphaerellales, Extremaceae.
AUGAGCACCACCACUGGGUCUUUCAUAGCCGGCGGGAUAGCAGCAUGCGGCGCCGUCACAGUCACACACUCCUUCGAGACCGUGAAGAUUCGUUUGCAAUUGCAAGGCGAGCUGCAGGCCAAACGCGACGCCCCGCGAAUGUACCGUGGUGUGCUACAUGGCGUGGGCGUGAUCUUUCAAAAUGAGGGGCUGAAGGGGCUGCUACGAGGGCUUAAUUGCGCCUACAUCUACCAGAUCAUGCUCAACGGCUGCCGUCUCGGCUUCUACGACCCCAUCCGCACACACUUGAACUCCGCCCUGUUGAACCGCUCGGUCUCCCCAACCGCCGUCCAUGACCCUGCGACCAAAGCAUACCAAUCGCUCCCGAUCAAUAUCGUUUCCGGUGCUUCUUCAGGCGUACUAGGCGCUUUCGCCGGCUCGCCGUUCUUUCUCGUCAAGACACGACUACAAUCCUUCUCCCCCUUCCUACCCGUGGGGACACAACAUAAAUACCGCAACGCUUGGGAUGGGCUAGGACAGAUCUACAAGGCUGAGGGCGUGAAGGGGUUAUAUCGCGGCGUAGGGCCUGCAAUGGUGCGGACGGCGUUCGGGUCCUCAGUGCAGUUACCAACAUACUUUUUGGCGAAGAGGAGGUUAGUGAGCUGGUUCGGGAUGGAAGAUGGCGCGCCUCUACACCUAAUGUCCUCGGCCUGCUCAGGAUUCGUGGUCUGCGUGUUCAUGCACCCACCCGACACAGUGAUGGCGCGGAUGUACAACCAGACCGGCAACUUAUACUCCGGCGCCUUCGACUGCUUAUACCGGACCGUGAAGACGGAGGGGAUCUUGGCGGUGUACAAGGGCUUCUUUGCGCAUUUGGCGCGGAUAUUGCCGCAUACGAUUUUGACGCUCAGUUUGGCGGAGCAGACGAAUAAGCUGAUGCGGCGGGUUGAAGACAGGGUGUUGCCGGAUAGGGUGACGGAGAAGAUGUAG